Molecule: messenger RNA, 622 nt
Organism: Musca vetustissima
Lineage: Eukaryota; Metazoa; Arthropoda; Insecta; Diptera; Muscidae
Product: protein FAM107B-like
Exons: 4
Coding region: 1-585 (194 amino acids)
Source: RefSeq, a predicted model, not a curated record
AUGACGAAUCGUACAGCAGCAGGUAUACCAACGGAUAUACGGAGUCGCAUCAGAAUGUUUGAAAAUUGUGACCAACAGACAUCAUCAGCAUCGGCAUCUUCGACAUCAACAUCAUCAGCGCCGAUAGACAUUGUCGACGGUUUAGCAAGUGGCGAUUUUAAAAAUCAUAGCAGAAUCGAAGUUGACGAGCUUGGAAACGGUUGUGAUAUCAAAGAGAAAUUAGCCACAAUGAUGAUGCCAACGCCACCACCACCUCCACCACCGGGAGUACAAACAGACGCCAAUGGCCUGAUAUUACCAAAGAAAUUAAUAAAUCCCUGUCUGACGUCAACGGAUCGCAAACAGCUGCAUCGAGAAUUAAAAUUUAAUACAAAAAUGGCACUUCGAAUAUUUACUUGGAUUCCCUCACCCACCUACGGCCUUAAAAGUGAACUCAAUCGUGUGAUAAUGGAACGAGCUCAAAAGCAUGCACAAGCCCGCCUUCAAAAUCAGGAAAAUAACGAUGACGACAAGCAGUACGUCAAUCCGGAAUAUCUGAAUGCGAGAGCAAAACUGCGGGCGGGACAAAGGACUGAAUUGAAAUAAAAAAAUUCAAAAAAAAAAUUAAAAUUAAUUGUUUUUA